UAGCGGUGUCAAAACGGUCACCGUGCUGAAGCAGUGUUUUCAAUCGGGGUUUUAAUAGCGUUAAUGAUUAAAUGGCGACUACACCGGAGCCGCAGAAACGCUACAUCUGCUCUGUUUCCGGCUGCGCGGCGGCUUACAACAAGCAGUGGAAACUGGACGCUCAUCUGUGUAAACACACCGGAGUGAAGCCGCACACAUGUGGGCAGGACGGCUGCCGGAAGUCCUUCUGCAGCUCCUACCAUCUGACCCGACAUGAGCUCACACACACCGGGGUGAAGCCCUUUCAAUGCACCGAGGACGGCUGCAAGGAGGCCUUCACCACCAACACAAACCGAGCCAGACACAUGACUAGAGUCCACACUCAGGAGCACAAGAAGUACGAGUGCAAAUAUGAAGGCUGUGGGCUGGAGUUCAAGAAGAAGGAGCUGCUGAAGUCCCACAUGUGUGAGCAGCACACCCUGUUACCCCCUUAUAAGUGCACUCAUGAAGGCUGUGAGAUGAGGUUCACUGUGCCCAGUAAGCUGAAGAGGCAUGAGAAGGUGCAUCAAGGUUACCCCUGCAAGGAGGAGGGCUGCAGCUUCACAGGGAAGACGUGGACGGAGUAUCUGAAGCACAGGAAGGAGCAGCACAGGCCCACAUUGAAGUGUGAGCAGUGCAACAAGGAGUUCAAGGACUCCUGGUUCCUACAGCAGCAUCAGUACGUGCACUCUGAGACCCGGGUGGUACUCAAAUGCCCCAGAGAGGGAUGUGACAGAUCCUUCACUAAGAUGUUCAACCUGCAGAGCCACAUCAGCUCCUUCCACGAAGAGGAGAGACCCUUCACCUGUCCCCACGCAGGCUGUGGGAAAACCUUCGCCAUGAAACAGAGUCUGCAGCGUCACAACAUCGCUCACGACCCGCAGAGGAAGAAGAUCCAGAGGCAGCAGGCGAAGAGAUCUCUCGCUUCCAGGUUGAGCGGUUUGAGUGACACGAAGAGGUUGGUUUACAAGAAGACCAGGCAGACGGAGAGGAAGCCUGCGCAGACACAGAGCGAUCCUCCGGGUCCUGUGGAGCUGGUGUCUCUGCUGCAGGACACGUCCCUGCUGUGCAGCCCCGCUGUGGACACGCAGGGACUCACUGACGCCCUGACAUCCCCUCUGACUGUGUAGACUCAGAGAGUACAUGUCCUGCACGAUCAUGUAAUGGUUGUUUGAGGUCAAAAACAGGUCCUUAUCUCGGACACUGUUUUGGUUUUGUAGGCAGGAGUCUAAAGAACAAACAAAGUUGAAAAUGAAUCCUCGCAGCGAGAUAUUUUGACUUGGAUCUUUAACCCUGGCUGGUUUUUAUGCAUGGUGUUAGUCUGUGUUUAAAUGAUUCUUUUGGGGCUUUUCUGGAGUCAUUAAAUCUCUCUUUCUGUAUUUUAUAUCUUAGGAUAUGUUUUUAACCCAGCAUGGUACAAAACGUCAACAAUGAACUUACCCUCAGAACACCUGACUAGACUCAAUCAAAGGGAAAGCUUUGUUAUGCAAUAUCUUCUACUUCGGUUGUUGGAGGUCUUGGUGUUGUGUCUGUGGGGAAACAAUGAGAUACUGUUUGGUUUGUAUGGAAGAGGAUUAGGGUUACACGAGAAGAAAUACAUUGUACUUUUGGUCAAAUGUGUUAAUAAUAAUAAUAAUUCCUUACAUUUAUUAUAGCGCUUUUUCCAGAUGCUCAAAGCGCUUUACAAAUACACAUUACACAUAUUUUUUAUAUAUGCAAUGGUCACUGUGGACAAUACCCACAGGAGCAAGUUCAGGUGAAGUGUCUUGCCCAAGGACACAACGGCUUUACAGACGCAGCAGCGGCGGGUUUCAUCCCUUGAUCUGAUGAUCAUUGCACAGCGCACUGCGCCACACCGUCCAUCUUCACGCCUCGAAGUCAUCGAGGCGCUUUUACAAGUACACGUUAGUAUCAUACAUGUACUGUGGACAAUACCUACAGGAGCAAAUCCGGGUGAAGUGUCUUGCCCAAGGACACAACGGCCUGACGCAGUGGCGGCAGGAGCGGGUUUCGAACUGGAGUUCCCCAGCACCCCCCUUGAUCAGAUGCACAGACCACUGCGCCAGCCGUCCCACAUGUUCUCAUGUGGACCUAAUCCUCUAAACAAAACAAAAAAACCUUGAGUUGAUUUAUUUUGAUUCGUGAUGAUUCUGACAAAUAUUCUGUCCCGAUGUCUUUUUUCUGUGUUUAAAUGAUUUUUGGAGACUUUUCUGGAGCUAUAAAAUCUAUUUGUAUGUAAUUUAUACCGAAGAAAAUAUAUGACUUUGCACAAAGACAGGGUUUGUUCCAAUAACACCUGAUCAUGAAUGGAUGUUGUGUCUAGUAUUUUUUAAAUAAGGACUUAAUGUCUUGUCUGAGAGCCUGCUGUCAAAGUCAGGAGCUGAUCACUUUCAAAGAAGUGUCCUCAAGACACAUUGUGAUCUGGGUUUUGGCUGUUAAUUAAUCCAAAUGUGGCUAUUUAAAAGUCAUUAUAUAACCUGACCUGUGAUGAAUGGACAACCUGCUCUACCUCCUGAAGUCCGACAUGUUCAAUAAUGACCUUUUCUGUUUAGGAUGAUGGUAAAAAAAACAGUCAAAUGUUGAACCGCAUACAAACCUGCGAGUUAGAUAAUACUGUAACCAUGUUUUUGAAACUCAAAAGAAUCCAUGCGUGUAAAACAUCCUAUGCUGUAGUGUAAUUACUACACUAACAUGUCAAAUGUAUUGUAUAUUCUACAUUAAAAGCGAUGUACAUACAGUA
This is a messenger RNA of Gymnodraco acuticeps, 2758 nucleotides long. RefSeq names its product transcription factor IIIA-like. The transcript is spliced from 2 exons. Gene Ontology annotation, cellular component: nucleus. The coding region runs from base 72 to 1148 and encodes 358 amino acids. NCBI's taxonomy places the organism in Eukaryota, Metazoa, Chordata, Actinopteri, Perciformes, Bathydraconidae. The record is from RefSeq and is a predicted model, not a curated record.